AGUGUGCUCACAAGUUUCGGUAAGAAUCGAUUCUCAAGUGGGAUUUAAGUAGAUAUCAAUUAAAUUAAUAUAAGUCGGUAUGUAAUGCUUAAUAAUAAAAAAACUUAUGUAGGACGGUUGGAAGGACACUGGACAGUUUUACCAGUGAUCUUUCUGUCGCCCUAUUUUUUCUUAACAAAGUGUAGGGGGGCACCUUUUCUUGUACACCCGCAGACCACCAAAAUUGGUGUCUACUCGUUGAUUGAAAGAACGGGUUCUAUGUUUGUUUUUUCAAAUCAGGGAGGGAAAAGAGUCUAACGAGCGUAUUGGGGCGAAAAAUCAGGAGAGAAAAUAGAAAAAUCCGUCGAUUUGGAAAAAAAUCGAAUUUUUUCGUCAAUCGGUCGGUGAUUUUGGGCAAGAAGGGUUUUGCUUCUUUCGAUCGUGAGUUACAGUGUCAGUCCGAUUUCAAUCUCACCGAUGGCCGAUCUGGGACGCUAAGAAGGACAUCGGAAGAAAGAUUUCUCAACCAAACAGACUAAAGAUUGAUGAUGUAAAGAUUUUCCGAUGGGAACCGUCAUCAGUAAAGCUGCGAAUGGCAUUGGUGCCACUCUUGCCGCUACCUUUGUAGCUCCCAUCAAGACCAUCUUUGGCGCAUCAUGCGAGGGUGUUUGUUCAGGAACAUGGGAUUUAACCUGUUUCAUCGAGCAUUUAUGCGUCUCCAAUCUGGUGAAACUGUUAAUGGUUUUAGGCCUCUGCUAUAUAACAUUACUGUUUUUCUAUCUCCUAUUUAAAUUGGGAAUCAUCCAAUGCAUAGGGAGAAGCCUUUGUAAGAUGUCAUGGGCCGCCUGCAAGACGUAUUGGUAUGCGUUAGGAGAUAUCAGCUGUUUUCUGUGGUACAAGCUCAAGAACACGAAGCGGAUAUACCGCCGCCGCCGCCACUUCCCAGAUGUAGAAGAAGGAUACAGUUCGAGUGAGGAGGACAGCCAGUCUCUGGAGAAUUAUGGGAGGUUGAGGGUGUACAAAGAGCGGCGUUCGGUGAGGGAGAGGAGGAAGGACCGGAUGCGGAGGUCUCUACAUCCUCUGCGGCACAGGUCGAAAGGCCGGUAUAGGAGCUGCAGCGGCCGCCACCAUGUGCGGUGGAAGACGAGCGAAGUGUCGGUGCGUGUUAAGGACUUGGGCAGGGGACAGAAUUCAAGGCGGCUGCUGCGAAGGAGGAAUGCAGCUCAUGUAAGGGUGUACAGGAGGAGGAGAGGAUGAGGUGAGCUUCUCUUGGGAGGGAGACUCUACCCUGUUAUGGGAAAUUUCAAAUUUCAGGUUCAUUUGUGUCGUUGUCUCUCUACACUAGUAUCACAAAAAAGGGAAAUGAAAAGUAAAAGUACCUUAA
Messenger RNA from Magnolia sinica, 1363 nucleotides. RefSeq lists its product as uncharacterized. The record is from RefSeq and is a predicted model, not a curated record. Bases 544 to 1236 code for a protein of 230 amino acids. The transcript is spliced from 4 exons. Lineage: Eukaryota; Viridiplantae; Streptophyta; Magnoliopsida; Magnoliales; Magnoliaceae.